Molecule: messenger RNA, 1382 nt
Organism: Strongylocentrotus purpuratus (purple sea urchin)
Lineage: Eukaryota; Metazoa; Echinodermata; Echinoidea; Camarodonta; Strongylocentrotidae
Product: thiosulfate sulfurtransferase-like
Exons: 2
Coding region: 185-1066 (293 amino acids)
Biological process (GO): transsulfuration
Cellular component (GO): mitochondrion
Molecular function (GO): thiosulfate-cyanide sulfurtransferase activity
Source: RefSeq, a predicted model, not a curated record
GUCACUGAAAGCUGUGAACACCGAUACAAAAUGAUGUGCUUUUAACCAAAUUCAUGUACCACCAUAAGUUGUAGCAAGUUUGAAAUAGUAAUACCACAUAGAUAUGAAAAUGUUGGAGGGAAUUGCCAUUCAUUCGUUCUUGCUGUUGUUCUUGUGUUUCCGAUUUAGAUAACUGAUUCCCAUCAUGGUAGAUCAGGUUCCGCCCCUAGUAACCACAUCCUGGUUGUCUCAGCACCUGGACUCCAAGAUGGAACCCUUGGUCAUCCUUGAUGCCACCUGGAACCCACGAGGCAAAUCAGGCAACGAGGAACACCAAGAGCAGCAUAUUCCUGGCAGCCUCUACUUCAAUCUGGAUGAAUGCAAAGACAAGGAAUCACACUUCAAAGUCACCCUUCCACGUCUAAACGAAUUUGAGGAUUACGUCUCCAAGCUAGGAAUUAGCAAUGGAACACGCGUGGUGGUCUACGAGAAUGACCCUCGCUACAAGGCAAAGACUUCUGCAAGGGUUUGGUGGAUGUUCCGAUAUUUUGGACACAGCAAGGUCUCUGUUUUGGAUGGUGGUCUUGAACAGUGGGUCAAAGAUGGGUUACCAGUGACAUCUGAUAAGACAGAGGAUCCUGUCAAGGCCAUGUUCAAGGCCAAUGUGCAGCUGCAACUACAAAAGACCUGUGAUGAAGUUCUUGAGGAUAUGAAGGAAGGGUCAGUCCAGCUUGUGGACACUCGACCAUCACAUUGGUUUGAUGGUACCAAGCCUAGCUUAUGGCCAGAUCUCAGGCUCGGAACCAUCCAUGGAGCCAAACACAUCAAUUUUGAAGAAUGCAUGGACAAACAUUCCACCAGAUUGAGACCUGCUGAUGAGCUCCAAGCACUCUUCACGUCAACUGGCAUCGACCUCUCCAAGCCUGUAACGACCACCUGCAAUGUCGGGGUUACUGCUUGCAUCGUAGCGAUGGCUGCGUUCCUACUGGGGAAGGAGGAUGUGGCUGUCUUUGACGGGUCCUGGGAUGAGUUCUCCCAAAAAGCACCUGAUAAUCUGGUCCACAUUAACAUAUAUAACAAAACCUGAUGCUAGUAGUACCGUUGAGGUUCUUAAGUCUUUACAGAUGUCACAUAAACAAUCUCCUGGUGCCAAAUUGUAUUUUUACCAAAUGCUUCAAGAUUAUUUAACUGUUUCCUGAAAAAGAUUAAUCUAUAUCAGUGUUUAAAUUCAUACACCUAAUCAAGACCAGAAAUUAGUGAUUUUGCAAAGCUAAUGUGUUGUAUAAAGCAAUCCUUCCAAAUUUUGUGCAGAAUUGCACAUGAGGCAAACAUGUGACUCUGCAGAGAAGCAAAGAAAGCAACCAAAAUGUUAUACACACCCCUGUUGAGAUAAAUACAAAAUA